AUGGACGAGGACCAAGUGGAUGAAUUAGACAAGGCCGCUAAGGAAAAUCAAGUUGAAUCAUCAGGUAGUCCACAGGUGAAGGCAACUGCUCCAGUCAAAGCAUAUGUUCCUCCAAUUCCAUUUCCACAGAGAUUGCAAAAACAUAAGAAAUUUUUGGAUGUGUUCAAGAAGCUGCAUAUUAACAUACCAUUUGCUGAAGCUUUAGCCCAAAUGCCCAGCUAUGCCAAGUUCAUGAAGGAUAUUCUAUCAAAUAAGAGGAAGCUAGAAGACAAUGAAAUAGUAAUGCUUACUGAGGAGUAUAGCACAAUUCUCCAACACAAAUUACCACCGAAACUAAAAGACCCAGGGAGUUUUACUAUUCCUUAUCACAUUGGUAAUCUGUAUAUAGAUAAGGCAUUGUGUGAUCUAGGAGCUAGCAUUAAUUUAAUGCCUUUAUCUCUUUUCCGAAAACUAGGUUUGGGGGAAGCAAAACCGACAACAGCUUCACUACAGUUGGCUGACAGGUCGAUCAAACACCGUCGUGUUAUUUGUGAAGAUAUUUUGGUGAAGGUUGAUAAGUUUAUAUUCCCAGCAGACUUCAUUAUUCUGGAUACAGAAGAAGAUAGAGACGUCCCCCUCAUAUUGGGUCGUCCAUUUUUGGCCACGGGAAGAGCUCUGAUAGAUGUGCAAAAGGGUCCGUUGAUAUUAAGAUUUCAGAGCGAACCAAAUUCUUGCAUGCAGAUUGAUAUAAUAAAAGAAGCGAUGUCAAAGGAAUUCAAACUAGAUCACCCUCAGGAUCCGCUUGAGGCUUGUUUAGUGCAUUCGCAAGAUUUACCAUCAGAAAAUGAGGAAAUAAAAGAAUGUGCACGGUAUUUGGCAGCCAUGCCACCAUUCUUCAAGCAACCACGUCUGGAACUCGGUGAAAGACUCACAACACGUUUAUCAUCUAUACAACAAGCUCCAACUCUUGAACUCAAACAACUACCAACUCAUCUUCGUUAUGCAUACUUGGGGGAAAAGAAUUCACUUCCAGUAAUCAUCUCAAACAAUCUUACAGAAGUGGAAUCAAUUGCUGAGGGCGCUUCGAGAGCGUAA
Molecule: messenger RNA, 1074 nt
Organism: Olea europaea var. sylvestris
Lineage: Eukaryota; Viridiplantae; Streptophyta; Magnoliopsida; Lamiales; Oleaceae
Exons: 2
Coding region: 1-1074 (357 amino acids)
Source: RefSeq, a predicted model, not a curated record